This is a messenger RNA of Haplochromis burtoni (Burton's mouthbrooder), 4842 nucleotides long. RefSeq names its product acetylcholinesterase (gene ache). Gene Ontology annotation, cellular component: plasma membrane. Gene Ontology annotation, biological process: acetylcholine catabolic process; choline metabolic process. Gene Ontology annotation, molecular function: acetylcholinesterase activity. Lineage: Eukaryota; Metazoa; Chordata; Actinopteri; Cichliformes; Cichlidae. Bases 64 to 1986 code for a protein of 640 amino acids. The record is from RefSeq and is a predicted model, not a curated record. The transcript has 8 exons.
CUCUCUCUCUGUCUUCUCUGUAGAUCUGAGUGUACACAGAGCAUACCCUGCCAUCCUUGUCUGAUGAAAGAGUCACGACAUCUGCUUCAGAUACACAGACCAUAUUCGCAUACAAAGAUGCAGCCCACUGUGGUUCUUCUCUUCUCCUCGAUCUUCCUCCUGGCUUUCAUCAUCCCAUUCUGCUUCUCCCAGAACGAGGGAGACCUGGUUGUUCAGACACGUACCGGUCGAGUUCGAGGCAUCCGCCAGCUGGUGCCGGAUCAGAGCUACAUAACUGCUUUUCUGGGCAUCCCCUUUGCUGAGCCCCCACUGGGGAACCGCCGUUUCCGUCCUCCGGAACCCAAACGUCCGUGGACUGGAGUGAUCGAGGCCAAGGAAUACCCCAACGCGUGCUAUCAGUAUGUGGACACAGCAUUCCCAGGCUUCCAGGGCAGUGAGAUGUGGAAUCCUAACAGAGACAUGAAUGAGGACUGCCUCUACCUCAAUGUCUGGGUGCCCUCCUCGCCCAGACCUCACAACCUCACUGUCAUGGUGUGGAUCUAUGGUGGAGGCUUCUACAGUGGAUCUUCUUCUCUGGAUGUGUAUGAUGGUCGUUACCUAGCUCACAGCGAGACAGUCAUUGUGGUUUCGAUGAACUACCGGAUCGGUGCUUUCGGCUUCCUGGCUCUGCAUGGCUCCUCCGAGGCUCCUGGCAAUGUCGGCCUCCUUGACCAGAGGAUGGCGCUGCAGUGGGUACAAGACAACAUCCAUUUCUUUGGUGGAAACCCUAAACAGGUUACGAUCUUUGGCGAGAGUGCUGGUGGAGCUUCAGUAGGAUUCCACCUGUUGUCUCCAGACAGCCGACCCACUUUCACUAGAGCCAUCCUCCAGAGCGGGGUCCCCAACUGCCCCUGGGCCUCAGUGAGUCCCGCUGAAGCCCGCAGACGUGCCACACAGCUGGCAAAGUUUGUCGGUUGCAACGGAGGAAACGACACCGAGAUAAUAGACUGUCUGCGCAGUAAAAGUCCACAGCAACUUAUCGAUCAUGAGUGGCAGGUUCUGCCAUGGUCCGCUCUGUUCCGAUUUUCAUUUGUGCCUGUUGUGGAUGGCGAGUUUCUGCCCGACACUCCUGAGGCCAUGCUCAACUCAGGGAACUUUAAAGACACGCAGAUUCUCCUCGGCGUUAAUCAGAAUGAAGGCUCCUACUUCCUGCUGUAUGGAGCACCAGGCUUCAGCAAGGACAACGACAGUCUGAUCUCCAGAGAGGACUUCCUGGAAAGUGUUAGGUUGAGCGUACCUCAUGCUAAUGAUAUCGGCCUGGAAGCAGUGGUGCUGCAGUACACCGACUGGAUGGAUGAGAACAAUGAGAUAAAAAAUCGUGAUGCCAUGGAUGACAUUGUCGGUGACCACAACGUCAUCUGCCCGCUGGCCCACUUCGCUCGCUCUUAUGCACAACACAAUGCCCUCAAGGCUAACGUGGGUGGCAUCAACUUUGGUGGGGUGAACAGUGGAAACUCACAAGGAGGGAUGUAUCUUUACCUUUUCGAUCACCGGGCAUCCAAUCUGGCCUGGCCAGAAUGGAUGGGGGUGAUCCAUGGCUAUGAGAUUGAAUUUGUUUUCGGGCUGCCACUGGUGAAGAGGCUCAACUACACCCGAGAUGAGGAGAAGCUAAGCCGACGUAUGAUGAAAUAUUGGGCCAACUUUGCUCGGACUGGAAAUCCCAAUGACGUGCAGGGAGAUAGAGGGAAACGCUGGCCUGUGUUUACCGUCAGCGAGCAAAAACACGUUGGCCUCAACACCGAGUCACUCAAGAUUCACAAAGGUUUGCGAAACCAGAUGUGCGCAUUCUGGAAUCGCUUCCUGCCACGCCUUCUCAAUAUUACUGACAACAUAGAUGAGGCAGAACGUCAGUGGAAGGUGGAGUUUCACCGCUGGUCUUCCUACAUGAUGCACUGGAAGAGUCAGUUUGACCACUACAGCAAGCAGGAGCGCUGCACUGACCUCUGAGCGCCUCAGCGAGGAGACGACGGAGAGAAGAGCGGCGAGCGAGCCGUGGCUGUUUUCCUCCAUAGUUCCUGAGUGAAGGCUGACAUCUUUUUGUGGUUCUUUUGGUUCACAGCAUACACAAGCAGAGGCACUGUUGUCAUUUAUUUAUAUUAUUUAUAAUAUUUAUUGUUUUGUUUUUUUAUUUGUGUAUGUGUGUCUGUGGAACUUAAGGGCUGUGGAGUAAAACUUGUCAUUGGAGGAGUAAAGAUGCGUCAUUACCUCGAAUGUGUGUGCGUAACUAUGUGUGCGUCUCAGAAACCGCCCAGUUUGACUCAGAUAACUUAACUGACCCGUCACACUGCUCCACUACGGAUUUACUGUAACCUCACGCAUCUCUGUGGUCAUCUCGUCACUUUUUUUGCUUUCUGGGGAUUUCUUCUUUCCAACAUAUCCGUUGUAUUUUUGGUCUCAUCACUGUUUUGUUUCUCUUUUAUUUAUUUAGUUAUUUUUAUUAAUACUGUUACAACCACUACUCCCAUUACCUGUACUGGUCUUGCUUUGUUUGUGUGUUUCUCCUGUGGUAAGCCAUAUACUAUUUUGCAUUUAUCUAACUGUUGCUGUGUGUGAAAACAUCAGAUUCCUCACAUUUUACUCAAUGUUAAAACUGCUGUAUUCUAGUUUGAUGUGAGAUGUAGAUAGUAUAUUACAUCCAGACCAACUGACUGGUGCCUAACUCGCAUUAUAUUACAAGUUCACUCAGUUUCACAGUUGAAUGGAAACAGAAACGAGUCCCGUUGAUGUUUAUGGGUCCUCUUGAGCAUCGCCUGUCUGUUGAAGCGCGUCGGUGCUCAAUUCUUCUAAAUGUUCAGCCUUCCUGUGAGGGUCGAUUCUUCUGCACAACUGCACUGAAUUGUGCAUGUGUGCGUGGCCACUCAGUGUGCCACUCAUGUGUGAGACAGUAAGCUCGAUCUUUCUUUUCCUCCUUUUUUCUGUCACUCCUUCUGUUUGUCUUCCACCACAACAACCCUUCAUCCAGUCCCUCUCUCUGCUUUCUGCCUCUCCACUCUAGUUGUCAUCUUCAUCUCUAAUAAACCUCCACCCACCCUCAUUUCUUUCUUACUCUUUUCCUUUAUCCAUUAUUCCCGCCUCUCCCUUCCUGUUUCUCACUUUUAAGUUAGGCCUUUUCCAUUCCUCGUUUGUUUCCUUUCGCUCCCCCCUUUUAGUUAUUCCUUAUUCAUCAUCUGCCGUAUCUGUCCCUCCUUCCUUGUCGGCUCUGUUACAUCACUGCUCCCUCUCCCAUCCCCCUUCCUUGCUCCUGCUUUGUUGUUAGUCUAAUGGAGGUAGAGUACGGUAAUUCACUCAGCUGCAGGAUAAUGUGACAGAGUACUGGCUCAGCCUCUGGCCUGCUAGCCAACAGGACCUGCUGAAUGCAGAGGUGGAGAAGUGAUGGGAAAAUGACAAGACGGAGAAAUGCACUCCUAUGUCACAAAAGUAAUGCAGAUAUGCACUGAUCAUUUGAAAACUCAGAUGUGCAUUUUGUUACAUCCAGGGCCAUAAAAAGACGUUUGCAUGUUCGAUCCUGUGAUUUGGUUGCAAACACUCAUGUGUGGCAACAUUCACCUGCAUUUGAAAAAAAAAUCAAGAAAAAGACUUUUAACCUUAAACUUGAUGCUCACAAUUUUCCAGUUAAUGACGAUAAUCUUAUAUUUGCAUAUCUUAUGAAAGAAGUCGGAGCCUGCAUCGUUCCCCGUGUUGUGAGCAUGUUAUACUGAAGAAUCAAGACAGUUUAGUCAGAUUACAACCUUGUUUGCGUAAGAUCCAGAUACCGUUUGUUCCCCUUAUCUUUGUUAAGAUAUGUUGCCUCAUGAGUUAUCAUUAGUUUAGCAGUAAAUGAUUCACUUUACAUCCAGUUGUCUUGUUUACACAAGACCUGUGAUACGAGCUCGGUCACCUGGCAGGUUGUUAUUCAUCCAUAUUUUCUGCACAUUAAAUAACUUGUGAAUAUUUAUUAAAGUAAUAUUUGCAUUCAAAUCUAUUAUAUUCUACAUUAAAAGUAUAAUCGUACAAGACUUUGGGGCAACUCUGCCUGAGUUAUGAGUCACUACCACCCAUAUCACUGUGUAUGUAUGUGUGUUAUCGCUGUACUUCUGUCAGCCUUUCUUACAUUUCCAUUUGAGUAUUGUGAGGGAGCUGAAGCGACGCUCUGAUUAGCUGUUGGCUGCCCCAGCACAGUGUCCCCGUUGGCAUGUAAAGCUCCUAUUUGUGGCUCAGUCGUGUAGUCUAGCUUUAAAAAGAACUAAAUAUGACAAAAAAAAAGUCUUGUACAUGUGUAAAAUACCAGUAAAGAGUGCAUGUUUGAAAGGCCAUGUGACUGACACCUCCUCUCGGACAGAGAGAUCCUGCUUAAGCCACUUCUAUCGAGUCCUCGUGCAUGUCCAGAAGCCCAUCAUCUGCAGUGUAUCCUACCAAACUCUGACUGUUAUAUUCUGUGAAAUUUGUACUUUCAACAAGCCUAUUAUCCAGUAUCUCAUGUAAGGUACGUUUGAUGUUAGCAAUAACAGAAAUGCAUCAGUAAAGGAAUAUAUUUGAUAUUUAACGCAGUGAAAAUAAAACGUGAUAAAUCAGCAACGAUGAGGGGCAGAGUCAUUUUAAAAGCAAUAUUUAUUCAAAGUAUGAACUUAAUGAGUGCCGAUGACUAUUUUCUUGUAUAAACUGUUUGUUUGACUCCUUUUCAGUCCUCUGCCUCAUCGUUGUUUGUUUCAGUCACUGGUACUGUAAGUGUUGAAGGCUUCUGUAGCUUCCCAGUAUGUCUCUGUGUAUGACGAACGCUGACUUUAUUAAGCUAUAACAACAGAAAUAAAGGGAGCCUGCUGUCGA